AUCUGCGGGAUCAGAUCAUGUGUGAUUCGAACCUGGCAGUAUCAAUGCACUUUCGAUCCAAGUUUCACCCACAUCCCAGUGUAAACGUGCUCGUUCCGGACGGUCUCCGAGUCUCUUCAGAUUCUUGCGCAGUCACCCACGUUGUUCGUCUCCUGGAUUUUGUCUGUUAAUGUUAUGAAUGAUGAUUUGAGCGGUGACACGACGGUCACGACUCUCCUCCUAUCCUCCUCCAUCCCAAUUCUUUCGUUUCGCCAUCCAGGAUGAAUGCCGCUAACACGCCUGCGUCCUCGUUGGCUUCAUCCACCGCCUCCAUGUCGAUUAAUCCCUCAAAUCCGCCGGCCCAAGGGGUGCAUGCCUUGAUCGUGCGUCUCUUGGGACCCAAAUUCGGCUGUGACGAGGACCUGGUCUCUUCCCAUUAUCAAUCCGCCUUGGCCUUGCUCUCAUCAUCAGCUUCGACCUCUAACCACGUUCAAUCCGAACUGGCCAUUGUCGAAAACUUGCAGAAAAAGUUGAUCAGGGAAGAUCGUGCCCAAGAUGUGGCUAAGUUUAAGGACUUAUAUGUUCGGCUUCAAAGAUUGCCCGUGCUUCAGAAUCGGAGUGAGAUUCUCCAGUUGUUUUACCACUUGAGUGAGAAACCGGGGACGGACAAGCAUCGGAAGGUAGCUCCUUUUCAUGCCAAAGUGGGCGGUACCCAACGAUCUACGCCGCAGUUUGCGGCCAACGGGGAGAGUGGUGGUUUGUCGAUGUUGGCCAAUAGCGAGGCCCCUUCGUCGUAUUUGUCCUCAAUUCAUGAGAUUCGUUCGCAUCUGGGGCCGGGCUACCAUCCACCUUUACCGCCAAAGCCCAAAUCACCCAUUCAGCAUCUGAUCCAGGCCAAGAGCUCCCAAUCUCCGCCCAAGAAAGAGGUCAAAGGAUCCGAAAAGGCGUUGUUGAGAGAGUUGAUCUACUCGUUUCAAGGGAUCGAAGGCACAAUGUUAAAAGUAAACCACCAAACCGGACGUUUCAAUCUAUCCGAGGUUUAUCGACAGAAUUUCUCACCGUCCGUGGUUCAAAUCUCGCUCAGGUUGGCCGAAUUGGGUUGGCUUUUCAGCCAAGUGAAUGAAUUUUGUGAGCGCAUGGCCGAAGAACGAGAUAUUGGGCUUACCGCCCAAAGUUUUGUAACUGCCUUGAAGAACGAGCUGUCCGAAUUCUAUCGACUCUUGUCCACGUUGGAAGGCCAACUGCAGGAUUCUGUGUCGGCAUUGAGUCUUCAACAUCUUAUGGUGUGGACUUUGGAGCCCAUGAACCGAAUGAAACUCCUGGUUUCGAUCGUGGAAACAUGUCAAGGUCUAAGAGGAGGUGCUCUAAUCUCAACCAUUUACUCUUACCUGCAUCACGGAGACCCGGCGAGUUCCGAAACCGUUCACGCCCUUCUGUGCACGGUUUGCAAACCCAUGUAUUUGAUGCUGUUGAGGUGGAUCUCGGAUGGAACCCUGGAGGACCCUUUCAACGAGUUCUUCAUUGCCUCGGAUUCCAAAAUACACGGGGAUCUCCUCUGGCUCGAUAAGUAUAGCAUCCGACACUCGAUGAUACCCAAGUUCUUGAGUCUGGCUUGGGUGAAGAAGAUCUUAGCCACGGGCAAGAACAUUAAUUACCUGCAUGAAGUGUGCAAAGACACCACACCCAUUUCCGGGAGAGAUAUCGUUAAGGACAAUUUGAACAAAACCUCGCCAGAGAGCAUAUUUGCGAGUGCUCAAAGUGAUAGUUUGCUUCAUUCUACCAUUCAAAGAGCUUAUCGCGAUACAUCGUCCCAUGUUUUGAGUGUUCUAUUCACGCGCUACAAGUUGUUAGAUCAUAUGUCUGCCAUGCGGAAGUAUCUUCUUUUGGGCCAAGGCGAUAUCAUUCGAUACCUAUUGGAACUCUUGGAGGAAGAACUCUGCCAAUCAGCGUCCACAUUGUUCCCCCACACUUUGGCGGGAAUUCUGGAGACAGCGAUUCGAUCCACCAACGCUCAGUUCGAGGACCCGGAGAUCCUGGAGCGAUUGGAUGUCCGGCUCCUCGAUACUCAACCCGGUGACAUCGGGUGGGACGUGUUCUCUUUGGACUAUAAGGUGGCUGGCCCCAUAGGAACGGUAUUUGGCCCGAAGGUCAUGAAUCAAUACCUCAUGCUGUUCAAUGCUCUGUGGCGUGCCAAGCGUAUCGAAUGGCUCCUCUCGUGCGUUUGGCGAGAUCAGACCGUUCUGGCCAAGAUGACCAAGACCGUGCCCGAGUUGCGACCCUUGCUCCACAUAGCAAAUCUCCUCUGCUCCGAGAUGAUCCAUUUCAUUCAUCAGCUCGCUUAUUACAUCACUUUCGAGGUCAUGGAAUGUUCUUGGGACAUACUAAUCAAACAACUCAAAAAGGCAGAGAGCUUGGACGAGGUGAUCGAGGCUCAUGAAGAGUUUCUGCAGACUUUGCUAAGACAAGCCCUUCUAGACGAGGAGUCCAAUGAGCUACUCACCCAACUACGAGCCAUUUAUGACAGAAUUCUCGAGUUCCAAUCCAUUCAGAAUAAAAUGCAAACUGCUGCCAUUGCCGAAGCCGAGUGCCGUCGUGCGGAUGAGGCCCAACUGCGGCGGAAUGAGCGGGCCGGUCACUACGGGUUGACGAGUGCAGACGAGCAAAUGCAAAAAUCCCGGAAGAGGGAGUUUGUCAAGGUGACAUUGCCGCAUCUCAAAUCGCAACUCAAGAUCGUGAGCCAGUCCUAUCAGGAUAUGGUCAGAACCUUCCUUUUACAGUUAACCCGCAGUCAGAAUCAGGCCUUGCAGUUCUUGAGCUUCCGGUUGGACUUCAAUCAACAUUACAAACGAGCGGAUGCCAGAUUGGGGACGCCCCUAACAUUCCAGCACAUGCGAGAGAGCAGUCUCCUUCUCACGGGCUCGUUUGAAAUUUAAUUAUUGACAACAUUUAUUUUCAUCACGUAAAAAUAAAAAGAGAAGGUCCCUGAAAAUGAAGGUUACUGAGC
Messenger RNA from Tigriopus californicus, 2983 nucleotides. Its product is annotated as gamma-tubulin complex component 3 homolog. Gene Ontology annotation, biological process: spindle assembly; mitotic cell cycle; meiotic cell cycle. The record is from RefSeq and is a predicted model, not a curated record. Gene Ontology annotation, cellular component: spindle pole; gamma-tubulin small complex; equatorial microtubule organizing center. Gene Ontology annotation, molecular function: microtubule minus-end binding; gamma-tubulin binding. The transcript has 2 exons. Bases 261 to 2912 code for a protein of 883 amino acids. NCBI's taxonomy places the organism in Eukaryota, Metazoa, Arthropoda, Copepoda, Harpacticoida, Harpacticidae.